This is a messenger RNA of Chelonus insularis, 3679 nucleotides long. RefSeq lists its product as uncharacterized. The coding region runs from base 307 to 3327 and encodes 1006 amino acids. The transcript has 9 exons. The record is from RefSeq and is a predicted model, not a curated record. Lineage: Eukaryota; Metazoa; Arthropoda; Insecta; Hymenoptera; Braconidae.
UAAAUAAAUGGAAUAAAGUAUGUUCAUGUGUUGAAGUUUAAUAUUGAAUAACCAUGAUGCAGCAUCCUCAAUAGCUAGGUCGUGUAUGCUAAAAGAUUCAGCUUGAUUUGACUCUCGCAUAAUCCUCACAGCCCACUUACCUACAUUAUCUCCUGUAAUAUAUAGAUAUAGUGUUGUCAAUUUCCGUUCGUGUGUCUCAUUGCUUUGUUCCAUAAUGCUGUUUUCUUUUCAUUUCAGUACCGGUCUCACCACUUUAUACAAUCAUUUAACUAUCUAUAACUUGAUCGUUUAUAUUGCUUUUAAUUUAUGAUGACCACAGGACGCUCACAAGGAAGAAAUGAAAGAAAGCGCGGGAGAAGAGCUUCACUAAGCCUUACGUGCCUCAUUUUUUUAAUAUAUUUCCACGGCACGAUAUCGGCUAAAAAUAAUGGACAUCGUCCGGUCAUCUUUCCUCGUCGUCACCAUAGAAGAGCUGCGGGUCCAAGUGAAUUUUUAACUCCACCACCUCCAGGUCCACAGUAUCAUCAUAAACCUCAAUUUCCAAAUGGCCCUAUUAAGCACGGAAAAAACUUGAAUCCUCCAUCUUCACCACCAACAGAAAAUCCAGGAUAUUUUUUCAGAUUGAUGAAAUGGUUGAAUCCUUUUGGAAGAGAUUUACCACCUCAACCAGCACUGCCGAUGCCUAAGAGUAAUUUUCAUAAUGCUCAAUCGGAAUAUUUACAACCUCCUCCUCCACCACCUCAAAAUACCUACAGGCCACCGCUUUCAGUUUCUCAAGCUACUCAAUACCAUCCAUCUAAUCAAAUACUUCCACAACCACCACUACCUCCACAAGGCCAAUCAUAUUCACCACCAAUAAAUAAAGGAAAAGAUUGUAAUCCAUGCAAUACUGCACCUUGGAUCCCAAUACAUCAAGAAACUGCACGUAAUCCAAUUUACGCGAAUCCUCCAGAAGCAUCAGGGUCAUAUGAUUUAGGACAGCAUGAAGGUAUCGAAGUUCAAACGUCGAAUUUCCAUCAAGGUCCUCCAGCUCAAGAAGUGAAACCUCCAGACUUUGGUUAUGGAGUACCGACAAAUUUAGAUCACAAAGUAUUGAUUCCUUCACAAAAUCUCAAUGUACCACAAGCACAAUUUGAUUCACCUUUCACAGGACCUAUUCCCAAUCCUCAUAUGUAUCCUGGUGCUAUACCGCCACUCUAUAAAGCUGCGGACUUUCAUCCUGAAGAAAAUGAACAACAAGCUUUACAUUCCGAAAUUUCAUCGCAAUUAAUUCAAACUCCGACUCAACAAGAAAAUUCUUUUACCAAUCCUUCGGACGAAUCACUGAAUCAUCAUUUCUUCCCUGAAUCAGAACUUCCGCACUCAUCUGAAGGCUAUGUUGAUGCACUUCCAUCUAAUACAGAAAUUAGUCCCGAUUCAGAUCAACUUCCUACCUUGGGAGAAUUUCAUGACAAUAGAGGAUCUAGUUCGAAUUCUCAUCAAGUACUUUACCCCACUCUUGAACAUGGAAUCUUACCAGAGACUUUAAAUCCAACAAUUGAUACUCUUCCGAUAAAUUCACAACCUUUUGAUACAAGAUUAAAUGAAGAAAAUUCCUAUUCAUAUGAAACACCAAAUAAACAACAUAUUAUUCAUGUUGAACAGUCUCCUGUAAUAGAUCUGUCUCACAGUAACUCUGAUGAAUCAACGUUCACUAACGCAGAUGCUCCAGUGAUCCUUCAAAAUUCAGAUGGAACCUUUGGAAUCAAUGCCACUUUUCCCAACAGAAAUUCUACUCGUAUUGUGUGGCCUGAGGACCAAAAGAACGAAACAUCAUUUGCACAAUUGAGGCCAAAAUAUGCUCAAGGCAGUAGUAUUAAGUUAAACAAAAAUAGUAAUCGAGGUGAUUAUAAUAAUGAUGAUGAUAAUGAUGAUGAUGAUAUUCAAGCAUAUGAGGACAAUUCUGAUCCUUUGUUAGGCCAAGGAACAAGUGAAUCUCGGAAUAUAUCAUCAAUUCUUAUUCAAGUAUUCCAAAACACCAACAAUCAGACAAGACAUCAACAAGAAUUAGUAUUAAAAAACAUAUCCACAACAAUAAAUAACACAGAACAAGGCAUUCUAAAUGAUCUGAUGAAAUCCUAUGACAAGUUUGAAAGAAAUAUUAUUGCAUUGAAGCGACCAGAAAAUUCAUUUGACUUAAAAAAUAAUAAUUCAGAAUCGGAAUUUGGCAUGUCUCCAAGAAAAGAAAAUACUGACACUUUCAAAGGACUAGAUAGAAAUUCAAAGUCUGCGAGUCAACAACAAGGAAUUAAAAAAAAUAAGCAGGUACAAAUUAUAAUACCCUAUACAUCACAGUAUACACCUGGACCUUUCCAUCUUUCUGUUAAUCAAUGGAAUAACACUGAGUUGGACAAAAAUCAAGAUCACAAAAUAUCAACAAAUGAAUCAAAUUACAAUAAAACUAAUCAAGGAGAAAUAAGAAAAGAUAAAAAACUAACGAAAAAAGAUCAAGAUGACUUCUUCUAUGAUAUAAAAGCUUUGAACAACCUUUCAAGAGGUGAUAUAUUGAAGACUAAAGCUCUAUCAUUACCAAAUGAUUCCAUUAUUGAGAGAAAACUACAAAAAAAUAUUGAUAAUUGGACUAUUCAGGAAUAUUCCAGAGGAACGACAGCAAGUAUCGCUACACCGAGUGUUUCUCAUCCACAUCUAACACAAUCUAAACAGAUACCAGAGACAUAUUUAACCACUACUGAACCUGUUUCCACUGUAACUAUUAUUCAGGAUCCAAAGAGCACCCUCGGAAAUACAUUAAAUGGUUUCAAUUUUAACGAUUUGGAUCAUGAAGUGUCGUCAAGUAAUCAAGUUGAUGUAUCACAUCCACAGGUAUUAUUAUCACGCGCAAGUUCCCAGAGAUCAUCUGCAGAAUUAGAUUCAAUAUCACCAACAGCUGAUAUGAAUGGUGCGAGUGGUGAAGACAGUUCUUGGGAACAACUUCCGGUCUCAAUUUCACCAUUAAGUAAUGAGCGUGUGUAUGUUGUUACGCCACAGACAACAUUAAAACCUACAAGUUUUAAUAGUAAUUUAACUGAUGAAAGAACCAAGGUAGAGAAUGAGAGCAGCAAUAAUAAUUCGACAGCACAAUUUGAGUCAAUUGAAAGAGCAUAUCAAGUAUUGCCUCAGGCAGUAAAUAAUCUUGCUGUUGCGUCGACUGGACCAGCUGAGGUUCCAUUAUGGGGCAUUAUGGAACACGAUGAAUAUGCUUCGUCGUUUAAUACGUCGAAUAAAAAAUUAGAAAAGCCGAUUCUUUAUACAGGUCAUUCUAAGGUUUCACGAACGAAUCAACAUUAAUGUUUGUAGUUUAAAUUAAGUGUAAAAUAUUAGUGUACGUGUUUUCAAGAGACUGUUAAGAUUAAAUUUACAUGUGAACAUUGACUUCAAGAUGUAAUGGAAACGUUGAACAUUUGAAUGUAUUAGAAAUAUUUAUAGUUUUAAGGAUUCAAGCUCAAUAAGAUAGCUGCAACUAAACAUGAUCAUAAAGAUCAAGAUAACUGAACAACUUAAUGCUAAAUAGUUUUCAUAGAUUAUUUUAAUAAUUAUUUAUUACAAAUUCUCAAUCAUGGCCAGUAUGACAUUGAGUCUACAUAUGUACUUUUAUACGUAUAUUAAGUAUUAAGUCAAUAAAUUAUAUUGUGUCCAUGUA